This is a messenger RNA of Leptosomus discolor (cuckoo roller), 1236 nucleotides long. The record is from RefSeq and is a predicted model, not a curated record. Lineage: Eukaryota; Metazoa; Chordata; Aves; Leptosomiformes; Leptosomidae.
AUGACCCCCUCCUCAGACAAAGAGCUCAACGGGAUAGAUAACCCCAGCUUCGUGGGUGAAGAUGGGAGCCACUACUGCUCCUCUAUGGACUGCGGUGCUCGGGGCCCAGAGGAAGGCGGGGAAAAGGACCAUGGCAGCAUCAAGCUUGCCUACACUGUCACAGAGGUGCCCCCCUGGUACCUGUGCAUCCUGCUGGGCAUUCAGCAUUUCCUGACAGCCAUGGGAGGUCUCGUAGCCAUCCCGCUGAUCCUCUCCAAAGAGCUUUGCCUCCAGCAUGACCUCCUCACCCAGAGCCACCUGAUCAGCACGAUCUUCUUUGUCUCAGGGAUUUGCACCCUGCUGCAAGUCCUCUUUGGAGUCAGGUUGCCUAUUAUUCAAGGGGGGACUUUUGCAUUCCUGACUCCCACCCUGGCCAUGCUGUCUCUCCCCAAGUGGAAAUGCCCUGCAUGGACACAGAAUGCCACCCUGGUGAAUGUCUCUUCACCAGAGUUCACCGAAGUCUGGCAGACGCGAAUGCGAGAGGUGCAAGGAGCUAUCCUUGUAGCUUCCUGCUUUCAAAUCUUCGUUGGAUUUUCUGGCCUGAUUGGAUUUCUGAUGAGGUUCAUCGGCCCCCUGACAAUUGCCCCCACCAUCACCUUGGUUGCCCUACCUCUCUUUGACUCAGCUGGGGACGACGCUGGGCAGCACUGGGGCAUAGCAUUCAUGACUAUUGCUUUCAUAGUUCUGUUCUCUCAGUACCUGAAAGAUGUCCCUGUGCCGCUGCCGUCUUACCAGAGAGGCAAGAAGUGCCACCUUUCCCCGGUCUACCUCUUCCAGAUCUUCCCGGUGCUGCUGGGGCUCUCCCUGAGCUGGCUGCUCUGCUACGUGCUGACGGUGACUGACGUCCUCCCUGCGGACCCUACAGCCUAUGGCCACCUGGCCCGGACGGACACCCGUGGGGAUGUUUUGUCCCAGGCUCCCUGGUUUCGGCUGCCUUACCCAGGCCAGUGGGGACUGCCAACCGUCAGCCUGGCUGGGAUAUUCGGCAUCUUGGCUGGGGUGAUUUCCUCCAUGCUGGAGUCCGUGGGAGAUUACUACGCCUGCGCUCGCCUGUCUGGGGCUCCGCCGCCACCAAAGCAUGCCAUCAGCCGUGGGAUCGGGGUGGAAGGCAUUGGCUGCCUCCUGGCUGGGGCCUGGGGGACUGGGAAUGGCACCACGUCGUACAGCGAGAAUGUGGGGGCCCUGGGCAUCACCAAG